Marmota monax (woodchuck) is the source of this 693-nucleotide messenger RNA. It is a transcript of the gene Wfdc2, whose product is annotated as WAP four-disulfide core domain 2. Bases 57 to 530 code for a protein of 157 amino acids. Lineage: Eukaryota; Metazoa; Chordata; Mammalia; Rodentia; Sciuridae. Gene Ontology annotation, cellular component: extracellular region. The transcript has 4 exons. Gene Ontology annotation, molecular function: peptidase inhibitor activity. The record is from RefSeq and is a predicted model, not a curated record. Gene Ontology annotation, biological process: innate immune response; antibacterial humoral response.
GUUAAAUCCCCCCACCCGGCUGCCGCUGCACCUGCACCCCGCCCCGGCGCAGCACCAUGCCCGUCUCUCGCCUCUGCGCGCUGGCCGCCGCCCUCCUCCUUGGACUGCUGCUGCUGGGCCUCCCUCCGGCUACAGGCGCGGGGGAGAGGGCGGGCGUGUGCCCGCAGCUGCCGGCGGACGUGAACUGCACCAAGGAGUGCCUCUCGGACAGCGACUGCGCCGACUACCGCAAGUGCUGCCAGGCCGGCUGCGGCAGCGUGUGCUCCAUUCCCAACGGUGACCCCGCGGCGACCCGGCGGGGACGGGCGGGGCCGCGGAGGAUGCGGGUGGCGGAGCGCCGCGUUCUGGGAAGGAGGGCGUCCCUGCCCCCGGGGACCCCGGAAGAGAAGCCAGGUUCCUGCCCCAAUGUGGACUUACCCCAGCUUGGCAUCUGCCAGGACCAGUGCCAGGAGGACAGCCAGUGUACUGGCCCCAUGAAAUGCUGCCGCAAUGGCUGCGGAAAGGUGUCCUGUGUCACACCUGACCCCUGAGCUCCAGCCACCACCAGCCUGAGGAGUGGGGAGGGGAAGCUUCUGCCUAGACACACAUCCGGCCCCCUCAUGGCCACCCUCCCUUCUUGGUAGCCUCUGCACUCCUUCCUGGGCUGACCAUGGCUUCUCCCUUCUCCCGCCAAUAAAGUGACUGCUUUCAGCA